AUGUCGUCGUCCGCCUCGACUACUGCAGGCCCAUCCACGAGCGUCGAAGCGGACACUACAAAAAAAGUCGCAAAGCGUCGCAACUCGACCAGCAAAUCCUCCAAGUCUCGCGAGCCUACACGCCAAGAGUCUUUUGGCGGUGCUGUCAUUCGGGCACUUUUUGGCACGCUCGCCUUCCUCUUCAAACGCCCGGUCCGUUUAUUUCGUCCCGUCAAGUUAUCAUCAUGGACCAUCCUGGAAGCGAUGGCCAAGCGAGAAGGUCACACGCUCAGCCUGCGAUAUCUGCGCACGCUCCUGCGGCGAGAGAACUCGAACUUUCUGCCGCAUCUGCUGCUCCCCCCACUUCUCUUCAACACGGCCAUCGGAUUCACGCUGUUCGAAGCGUACAGCAUCACCGAGAGUCGGCUUCUGGCGAAAUCGCAGCGCAAGCAGCUUGAACGAUCUGGACGCACAGAGGAUGAGGCGAGCAGCGAUGAGGAUCUGGAAGAAAGAAAACCUAAGUGGACGCCGCUGUGGAUCGUGACGGCUUCCGGUGCCGUGGCCGGCGCCGCUCAAUGUUUCCUCUCAGCACCGCUCGACAAUGUGCGCUAUGUCAUCCAGCGCAACGUCAAUGGGCCUGAUCGGCAUCAUCGCGGAGCCGCACAUCACCCGAUCAACACCAUCUCUUGGCGAGCCAUUCUACGUGCAGCCAUCCUCCCCUUCGCCCCCGCACUGGCCCGCGAUAAACUCGUCAGAGACGUGCAAGACGAGGCCAUCGAACGCUCCAAACGCACUCCCAAACCUACCCUUCGUGCUCGCCUCGUUGCCUUGAUUGAGCCGGCCACUACGUCCCUCCGGAAUGCGAGGAAUAGCAACGCGAGUGUAGGAGAGCGACUCACGAUGUCGCCCGAAAAGAGACAGGAGUGGGAGAAACGACUCAAGCGGUGGCGCGGUGGUGUGCAUGGAUCUGGACUGGCGCUGUCCUUGAUCCGAGACAGCGUCGGCUUUGGCAGCUUUUUCUUCAUCUUUGAAGUGUCUAGGCGGUGUGCGUUCUUCGCAUCGACCUCGGUGGAUCGCGUCAGUGCCUGGUUCAAUGGACGCGGAUUGGGCAUCGUUCGGCCCGGUGGAAGAGGCAGUCCACAGCAGGAAGCAGAUGGGUCCAACGUUGUCGGAAGGCGAAAGAGCGACGAUGGGCUGCACAGCGGAGGAGAUGUGCAUAUCGAGGAUGCAGGGCAGGUGGGGCAAUGGAUCCGACAAGGCCAGGGAUCCGUACCGGACGCCGAUGUCAGCUACAACCAGUCUCGCACCGUGCAAGGACGCGUCGUUGCGGUCAUACUACUGCUCGUCGGAGGCGCGGUCGGCGCAUUCUCGUACGAGCUUGUCGGCCGACCCUUCGAGCUAAUGCGUGUCGUCAUCUGGGAAGGCCGAAAGCAGUGGGAGCAGGGGAAGCGCGAACCUGGCUACCGCCCGCCCUCGACGCGCGCUGCUGCAUCUGCAAGGUCGCACACCAGUCAAGGCGACUCGGGCACCGGUUUUGGUACGUUAGGAAGAUCAUAUAUCAAGGGUGCAAGGGCUAAUGCAGCUGCUAGGGCGUUGGAGCUCGGGCCGAGAGCUUUCCGCCGCCGACCGGACUUUCUCGUUUUGCGCGCCGAGAACUCGUCGGGUACAAAGAUGUCGAGGAUCUUUGAGCGAGCUAUGAUCCCUCGCUCACCGCAUCCUCUGCGUCGUGCUGUUGACUUGAACAAGUGGCCGGCUCAGGGAGUGAACGGAACAGCUACACCGAUGCUCACCAGCUCUCGUGCGCUGCUAGAACGGAAAGCAAGCAGAUCGGGUUUAUCAGAACAACAAAGACCCGUACGCCAGACACCGAGGGUUAGAGCAUCAUCGAAACGCCCUGCACCUUCACUCGCAACACGACCUGGCUUCCUGACACUGCUCAUCGAGCACGCACAGUCGACGGCAAAACUCGACCGCCUCCAUUCUGGCGGACUCGACCCAUCUCAAACGUCGAUUCCUCUGCUUUUGCUGCACACCUACUUCGUCGCACCGUUCCUGCCCGAGAUCCCCAAGGAGGUGUUGGACAACAAGGUCGUUCGAACAGCCGCUGGAGUUGACAAGCAUCUUCGACCCUCCUCCUCCUCCUCCUCCUCCACCUCUAACGCAGCGACAAGCAUCGCGGAUAAAGUAAGCACCGUGGCGCAGAGGACGCUGCUGCUGUCCCUCGCCUCGCGCAGGAGAGCCGCCGAUUCACCGGAAGCCAAACUGAAGCGGACUUGGAUCAAGAACAACCCGGUGAAUUUCAGCCUUGCUUCGUCUUCGGGGCCGGUUGGUGGGGCAGGAAGAGUGCAGGCAGCGGGGUUGAGGAGGGUAGGCGCAGGAAAGGGAGUGUUGCGGAAGGAGGGAACGAGGGCAUGGGCGAGCGGGAGAGCGGUUUGGGCGUUGAAGAGGUUGGCUACGCCGUAUGGCGUUGCCUUUUUGGUGUUUGCCUGGCUGGGUGGCGAUCUCAAUUAG
Sporisorium graminicola is the source of this 2490-nucleotide messenger RNA. RefSeq lists its product as uncharacterized. Lineage: Eukaryota; Fungi; Basidiomycota; Ustilaginomycetes; Ustilaginales; Ustilaginaceae. Gene Ontology annotation, biological process: mitochondrial L-ornithine transmembrane transport. The transcript has a single exon. Gene Ontology annotation, molecular function: L-ornithine transmembrane transporter activity. The record is from RefSeq and is a predicted model, not a curated record. The coding region runs from base 1 to 2490 and encodes 829 amino acids.